Daphnia pulex (common water flea) is the source of this 1771-nucleotide messenger RNA. Its product is annotated as epidermal growth factor-like protein 7. The transcript has 8 exons. Gene Ontology annotation, biological process: anatomical structure development. Gene Ontology annotation, molecular function: signaling receptor binding; calcium ion binding. NCBI's taxonomy places the organism in Eukaryota, Metazoa, Arthropoda, Branchiopoda, Diplostraca, Daphniidae. The record is from RefSeq and is a predicted model, not a curated record. The coding region runs from base 251 to 1531 and encodes 426 amino acids. Gene Ontology annotation, cellular component: extracellular region; cell surface.
UCUGGCUGCUUGUUUCAGUGCUCGUCCGUCUUACACAAGACAAACAACCAAACGCCUUGGCGCUCCUGACUUUGACUUGUUGAUGGUUGUACACAGUCGAUCGUUCCUGUUAUAGUUGGGUGCCAUGUCUUUCAAAAAGCUUCCGAGCAACAGCCGGAACUGAAACGCUCGAUCCGGUCGCUAACUGGCUGGACUUUCAUUUCAUCUGGUGAUUCAGAAAAUCAAUCGAAAAGAUAUAAUCAAAGCGAAAAUGCGUCCGAGUGCGAGGAAACAAUUAUUGGUGAUUCUGAUCGUCCAGUGCUCCUGGUUUCUGGCUCGUAUCGAGAGCGGCCGGGUGGGACAUGCCAUGACGGAAGACGAGAAGCAAUCGGCCUUCGAGCAGUUGUUGGGCAAGGCUAGCCGAUUACGGAUGGCCGGAUCAUCUCAGACCUUAUUCGAAGCGACGACGAUCCAGCCGCCGACCAUCGCUACAAUGUCGACUGCCAUGCCGAUCAUGUUGAGUGAUGAAGAGGCCAAAAGGCACGAUCGGCGGCACGCCGUCCACCAGCCAAAGAAACACAACAAAAAGGAUCAUUCCAAACGUCAGCAUCACGCUGGACGGCAUGUUUGCACGCACGAGGAGACGAUUACGCGGCCAAUCAGAGUGGUGGAAUCUUACUGCAAACCGGCCUACAAAUCCUUCACCCAGCGCUGCAGCAACGGAACCAUGUGCACGGCCUUCAGGGUGCAGUACGACACGAUCUACCGAACGGUGGUCAAGUACCAGACCACCACGGAGAAGAAACACGCCUGCUGUCCCGGAUGGACCCACACGGAGAAACACACCCACGGAUGUUUGCAAGGUCUCAAUCAGCUUUUUCUAAAUUCUUCUUCCAAUUCCAUCCAUCAGGACACUUUUUUCUUUUUUUUUCUGCGAAACGUAUACAUAGCUGUGUGCAGUAAAGGCUGCAAGAAUGGCGGCACUUGCGUCAAACCCAACACUUGCAACUGCGCUCCGGGAUACACUGGCCCGUCUUGCGAGUCAGAUCUGGACGAAUGCGCAGCGCCGAGCAGCAACCUUUGCCAGCAAACUUGUAUCAACUCAGCCGGAAGUUAUCAAUGUGCCUGUCACGACGGCUUCCAACUCCAGGACGACGGGAGAUCUUGCAAAUUUCGACUGGAACUGGUUCCAGAGCUUCAGACACUUCUGAUAAACUACGAGUCCAUGUCUAAACGAUUGGCCGCACUGGAACAGGAGCCCCGAGUUAAUAGUAGUCCAAGUCAACCACACCCUGCACCACAGGUGGACGUCAUUGACUAUCAGUCAACCAUUGCCAACAUGACGAAUCACAUCAUCUUAUUAGAAGAAAAGCUGAAUAAACUGCAAAAUGAAACGACCAUCUUAAUUGCAAACAGCAACAACACCGUUGAAUCCUCAAACAAUGAAUCUUUGGAAUCUUUGAGCGAACAAGUGGCCAUCCUAGAGGAAAGACUGGCAGAUUGUACGUGCACAAUGGCACCUGUCGAUAACACAGUCAAGACGCGCCUUUAGCCGGAACAUUGCGCCGUCCAACCCUUCCAGCUAUCUUGCCACCGAGCGGAUCGUCACUUCCUUAAAAGUCCAAUACAUCAAAAGAAAACGAUUCGAAUCAACCAAACUUCCAUCUUAUUAUUUCGCACCAUCACAUCAAGCCACUGACUGCCACGUGAAGUGCCUGUUAUUUUUUUCUCUUUUUUUUUAAUAUCUGGAAUUUAACUGGAAAAUAUACAGUAUAGACGCUAAUUCAUCGGA